Messenger RNA from Rhodamnia argentea, 2132 nucleotides. RefSeq names its product probable pectate lyase 8. The record is from RefSeq and is a predicted model, not a curated record. Gene Ontology annotation, molecular function: pectate lyase activity. NCBI's taxonomy places the organism in Eukaryota, Viridiplantae, Streptophyta, Magnoliopsida, Myrtales, Myrtaceae. The transcript has 7 exons. Bases 149 to 1486 code for a protein of 445 amino acids.
UGCUUCUCCGACCCUCCACUUCUCUGAUUUUUCUUAGCUUUCCCUUCUUCCUUCUCUCUGCAUCUCCGUCUUCUUCACUCAGAGAGAGCGAGAGAGAGCGAGAGAGAAAGAGAAAGAGAGAGGGAGAGUCUGCAACUUUCGACGGCGAAUGGCGGCGGCGAAGAGCCUUGUCUGCGUGAGCGCGGUGGUGCUCCUGAUGCUGUUCAUCGGAGCAACUAUCGUGAGAAUCUCUCCGCGCUGGAAUGUGGAAACAGAGAAGAUGCGGAGCUCGAACAACUCGUCAAUGGCCGCGAGCUCGGCGGGGGAGGAGCAGGCGGGGGACCACUUGAGCCAGCAUGCGGUGGAAGAUCCGGAGGAAAUUGCUUCCAUGGUGGAAAUGAGCAUCCGCAAUAGCACUGAGAGGCGCAAGUUAGGCUAUUUCUCUUGCGGAACUGGUAAUCCAAUUGAUGACUGUUGGCGGUGUGAUCCCAACUGGCACAAGAAUCGCAAGCGCCUGGCCGACUGCGGCAUCGGCUUUGGUCGCAAUGCCGUUGGUGGCCGUGAUGGCCGAUUCUAUGUCGUCACCGACCCGGGUGAUGACGACCCUGUCAACCCAAGGCCAGGCACCUUGCGCCAUGCUGUGAUCCAGGACAAGCCGCUCUGGAUUGUCUUCAAGCGGGACAUGGUCAUAGUGUUGAAGCAAGAGCUGAUCAUGAACAGCUUCAAGACCAUUGACGGCCGCGGUGCCAAUGUCCACAUUGCAAAUGGAGGGUGCAUCACCAUUCAAUACGUCACCAACAUUAUUAUUCACGGUCUUCACAUCCAUGACUGCAAGCCCACUGGCAAUGCCAUGGUGAGGAGCUCGCCAAGUCAUUUUGGCUGGAGGACUAUGGCUGAUGGCGACGGCGUAUCCAUUUUCGGGUCGAGCCACAUCUGGGUUGAUCAUAAUUCACUCUCCAAAUGUGCCGAUGGCCUCGUGGAUGCUGUCAUGGGCUCAACAGCCAUUACCAUUUCCAACAACCACCUCACCCACCAUAAUGAGGUGAUGCUGUUGGGCCAUAGUGAUUCUUACACAACAGACAAGCAAAUGCAGGUGACCAUCGCUUACAACCAUUUCGGGGAGGGUCUCAUCCAGAGAAUGCCGAGGUGUAGACAUGGUUACUUCCAUGUGGUGAACAAUGACUACACGCACUGGGAAAUGUAUGCCAUUGGUGGAAGUGCCAGCCCUACCAUCAACAGCCAGGGCAACAGAUAUGCAGCUCCGUCCAACGCAUUUGCAAAAGAGGUGACCAAAAGGGUGGAUACGGCAGCUAGCCAGUGGAAGAGCUGGAAUUGGAGGUCAGAGGGAGACCUGUUGCUUAAUGGUGCCUACUUCACUCCAUCAGGAGCCGGAGCCUCCGCGAGCUAUGCUCGUGCUUCAAGCCUUGGAGCCAAGUCCUCCUCCAUGGUCGGCUCCAUCACUUCCGGUGCCGGCCCACUUCCCUGUCGCCGCAGCCGGCAGUGCUAAUCUCUACCUAAUUGGCCUCCAAAUGGGGUUCAAUUUUCCCUAUGGAUUGAUUUCCACAAUUCGCCAUAAAAUACAAUAUAUCCCUUACCACAUCCAUUGUUUUGAGAUACCCUAUCUACAUGAUUUGGCAAGUGUACAAAUUCUACACAUUGUCAUCAUAUAUCGCCCAAAUUCUACCCCACUUUCAAUUUCCCCUGUUUUCAGAUUUUCCAUCUGUUUCCAACCUCGGCCGGCUUCGAAUUCAACAAAACCAAAGCCAUACUUAGAAGCAGGCGCGGAAGCGUUGUUGAUUUGUUCUCUUCCUUUUCCCCGCUUCGUGGCAUCCCCCAGUUCAUUGUCCCCAUUCAAAUCAGUUCAUUUGUGUGUGUCUUGCACUGUCGGUGUCGGUUUCUACUUAUCCUCCUGCCUUUCGAGUCUACAUAGGUUCGGGACGAUUCCCGAGUUUGUUUACCUUCUCUUUCUCUUAGCGAUACGGUGAUCAAUAUGAAUGUGAAACCUCCUGAGUCCUGGAAAGACUUCUGUUACAGUUGAUGCAUAGAAAUAGCAAGUGUUGUUUCCUUGGCCUUCUUAUCUUUUUCAACUUUUUUUUCGCUGCUUUUCUUUUGUGUCCUUUGCUUUUGGCAAUUGGAAGCCCUCUUCUUUUUAC